Vitrella brassicaformis is the source of this 2047-nucleotide messenger RNA. The record is from the annotation of a GenBank genome assembly. NCBI's taxonomy places the organism in Eukaryota, Vitrellaceae.
CAGCGAUCUCUCCCGUCAGUCGGUUGUCUCAGCCAGACAAAGACGACUGCACAGCCAUCCAUUCAUGCAUACGCCGCACGGGUGUCAUCUCCUCCACCGCAGCGUCCACAUGUCCACGUCGUCGUAGGGGACGUUGUCGAACACCCUCCCACGAUACACACGCCGAGCGUGGGUCGUCGACAGCAUCGUCUGACGCAAAUCAGUCGACGGCAUCGGAGAGGCCGAACAGGCCGAAUAGGCCGGAAGAGAGGUGACUGCACCAGCAGCGCCCGCCGCUUGGCGAGACUCCCACGAUGUGGAGGUCCUUCCUGGCGGCAGGGGGAAGUUCGGCAGCCCCCUCUUGCCGGGGCGACGGGACGGGCAGGGAGGUCCCACAGAUGGCAGCUGCCGCCUGUGGGCGUACGGGACAGAGGGAGGGAAGCAAACCGAGGAGGGAUUCUCAGGCGGGGGAGAGGGGGGAGGUCCGAGAGCCCCCUCCUGCUCAGGCGACGGGAGGGGCGGGGGGGGUGCCCCAGAGGUGGCAGCAGCUGCCACGCGGAGGCUCAUGGGACAGAGGAGAGGAACGGAAACCGGGGAACAAGGCAGCCGGCCAGGGGGCCGAGAGAACGCAGCGUCACGAAGGAAGCAGCAAGGGAACGUGCAUAGGACGGACAGACCAGUGUGGGGCGGCCUGUCACGCGUGACCUGACAGACAUCACAUCGCAUCCACAGACACGUGUGCAGAAAGAGAGACCGAUCAGCCAGCCAGCCAGCCAGUCACGUGCACACCCACCCUCCCUGCUGACCACUGCGUGUGUGGCGAGGUCGGCUCUGUCCCACUCGCCCUUCAUCCUCUUCUCCUUGAGCCGUUCGUAUCGUUGCCACAUGGCGUACACCACCACCACGUCGCCCCGAGACAGAUACGCAGGCCACUCCCUCCGCUCCGCAUGCCGCAGGUACUCCCUCGUCGUGAGGGCCAUGGGAUGGGCGCCCACAGGUUGCAGGCAGCCUCGGCCAAAUUUGUCAACAGGGCUGCUGCUGAUGAUGGUGCUGAGGCGCUGCCCUCGUUGUCGAAUGUGGUGCGGGGGCAGACGGUGCCCCAUCGGAGGGCGAGGUAGGCCUGCAGCCGCUGAGUGGUGACGAGGCUCGCCGAUGAAGGCGGGAGGAUUGAGGGUGCUGAGCGCCGGCAUCAGCACCAUGUUGUUCUUGUUCUGGUUCCACAGCCUUCUCCAUUCUGACGGCCUUCUUGCUCUGCCUCCAGAGAUACUGCUGCUGCCGCCGUAUCUUGUCCAACUCGGCAUCAUUGGCCCGAAGUCGUCAGCAAUCACAUACCGCUGGAAAACGAGGGGUAUCGUUGUGGCAAACGUCUGUUGCGCGCCAUGAUUGCGGACAGCUCUAUCAGCGUCAGCUUUGCCGCGUCUUCCAUGGACUGGAAUCGAGGAAAUGAUCUCAGUCCACACCUAAUUCACCUGAUCGAUCACAUCACACCCAACGCACGCAGGCAGGCAGUUGGGUCCGUCCAUCUCUCUCUCUCUCUCUCUCUCUCUCUCUGUGUGUGUGUGUGUGUGUGUGCGUGUGUGUGUGUGAUGACUCAGGUCAAGGACGGCGAGGAGUGGAUGGGCAUCAGCAAUCUCUCUCUGUGUGGGUGUGGGUGUGGGUGCUGCGCUGUGCUGUGCUCACUCGUUUGUUGAGGCGACGGACUUCUCGAAACGGUGCAGGUUUUCCCCAGAGAAGUUGGGAUGGAUCAGAUACACAGACAGAGUAACAGACAAAGGGUUCCUUGCCAUCUGUCUGUCUGCAUGUGUGUGUGUGUGUGUGUGUAUACCUACCAUCGACAGAGCCGAGCAGUGCCCGAGGUCCCACGAUGGCAGGAUGACAGCCGUCGACCGCACCAGCACCUCCCUCAGCCCCGUCACUGUCAUCGGCGGCACCUCCUGCCACCCUGGCGCACACAGACCCCCAUCGGUCAGCCGGAACAGCUUCCUGGGUGGCAAAUGUGUGUGGCCCACCCAGGCGACCGGUCCGAUCCGUGCUGCCACUUCUCACUCGCCUGCGUCAAGCGGGCGGC